AGUACCAUGGCCACCCAGGUGAUGGGGCAGGCGUCCGGAGGAGCAGGGCUGUUCCCCAGCAGCGGCAACAUGGGCAUGGCCCUGCCCAACGACAUGUACGACCUGCACGACCUCUCCAAAGCUGAGCUGGCGGCGCCUCAGCUCAUCAUGUUGGCCAACGUGGCCCUCACUGGGGAAGUGAGCGGCAGCUGCUGUGAUUACCUGGUCGGUGAGGAGAGGCAGAUGGCCGAGCUGAUGCCCGUUGGGGAUAACAACUUCUCAGACAGCGAUGGCGAAGGGCUGGAGGAACCUUCCGGAAUAAAAGGUGAGCCUAACGGGCUCGAGAGCAUGGAACUGGGGAAUCUGGAGCUCAGUGUUGUAGAACCGCAGCCUGUGUUUGAGGCGCCAGCUGCCCCUGAGAUUUACAACUCAAAUAAAGAGCUUCCUCCCGAAGCACCUGGAGCAGAGGACAAGUGCAAGAGCCUGAAGACCAAACCCUUCCGCUGUAAGCCAUGCCAGUACGAAGCAGAAUCUGAAGAGCAGUUCGUGCAUCACAUCAGAGUCCACAGUGCCAAGAAGUUUUUUGUGGAAGAAAGUGCAGAGAAGCAGGCCAAAGCCAGGGAGUCCGGCUCUUCUGCUGCCGAAGAGGGAGAUCUCUCGAAGGGCCCCAUCCGCUGUGAUCGCUGUGGCUACAACACCAACCGGUACGAUCACUACACGGCGCACCUGAAGCACCACACCAGAGCAGGGGACAGCGAGCGCGUGUACAAGUGCAUCAUCUGCACGUACACCACGGUCAGCGAGUACCACUGGAGGAAGCACCUGCGCAACCACUUCCCGAGGAAGGUGUACACGUGCGGCAAGUGCAACUACUUCUCCGACAGGAAGAAUAACUACGUCCAGCACGUGCGCACACACACAGGAGAGCGCCCAUAUAAAUGUGAGCUGUGUCCUUACUCAAGUUCUCAGAAGACUCACCUAACUAGACAUAUGCGCACGCAUUCAGGUGAGAAGCCGUUUAAAUGUGAUCAGUGCAGCUAUGUGGCCUCUAAUCAGCACGAAGUAACCCGCCAUGCAAGACAGGUGCACAAUGGUCCGAAGCCUCUUAACUGCCCUCACUGUGACUACAAAACAGCAGAUAGAAGCAAUUUCAAAAAGCACGUUGAGCUCCAUGUUAACCCACGGCAGUUCAAUUGCCCUGUGUGCGACUAUGCCGCUUCUAAGAAGUGUAAUCUCCAGUAUCAUUUCAAAUCCAAGCACCCUACUUGUCCUAGUAAAACAAUGGAUGUCUCAAAAGUGAAACUUAAGAAAACCAAAAAGCGAGAGGCUGACUUGCCUGAUAACAGUGUUACUAAUGAAAAAACAGAACAGACAAAAACAAAGGGGGAUAUGGCUGGGAAGAAAAAUGAGAAAUCGAUAAAAGUAGAGAAAAAAGAUGUUUCAAAAGAGAAGAAGCCUUGUAGCAACGUCCCGGCGAGCCAGGUGACGACCAGAACUCGCAAAUCAGCCGCGGAGACAAGAGAGGCGGGCGUGCACCCAGGGGCUGGUUCAGAGAAGCCCUGUAAAAGCAAGAGCAGCAAACGCAAGCUGGAAGCGGAAGUCCAGGCCCCGCGCGCCCCUGCGGACGAGGAGGGACCGGCAGCGAAAAAGAGGAAGAAGGCGGAGAGCAAAUCGAGAAGUCAGGAGGUGCCGAAGGGCGACGGCCAAGGAGGGGAGAGUAAGGAGGAAAGUAGAAAGCACGGUGCCGGGCUGAGGAAGAGUACAAAGAAGAAGGCGCUGAAGACUAAGUCAAGCCGGAGAAGCGCCAAGGCGCCUCAGAAGGAGCCGGCUGCGGGGGAGGCUGCGCCCCGGGGCCCUGCGCGCGCGCCCCCGGC
This is a messenger RNA of Chinchilla lanigera (long-tailed chinchilla), 1853 nucleotides long. Its product is annotated as RE1-silencing transcription factor. Gene Ontology annotation, cellular component: nucleus. The record is from RefSeq and is a predicted model, not a curated record. Gene Ontology annotation, biological process: regulation of gene expression. Lineage: Eukaryota; Metazoa; Chordata; Mammalia; Rodentia; Chinchillidae.